AGUAUGGAGACACUGGAGGAAGCUGAACUCUGCUUUCCACAUCUCCUGAACACCUCAUGCAAAAGGCAAUUGCAGAAUCGUGGUCCAACUGUCUUCGUUUACGUCAUACUGUCCUGCAUCUCUUUGCUCACUGUGAUGCUGAAUCUGCUCGUAAUCAUUUCUAUCUCCCACUUCAGGCAGCUCCACACCACCACCAACCUCCUCCUCCUCUCUCUGGCUGUGGCAGACUUCCUCGUUGGCCUCCUGCUGAUGCCUGGUCAAAUCAUCCUCAUUACUGGCUGCUGGUUUUUGGGGAGCUUGACUUGUGGUAUGUUUAACUAUCUGACUUAUAUUCUGACAUCUGCAUCAGUCGGAACCAUAGUUCUCAUAUCAGUUGACAGAUAUGUUGCCAUUUGUGACCCUUUGUCUUACUCCACCAAAGUCACUCACCAACGAGUUCAAAUAAGUGUGUGUGUGUGCUGGGCCUGUUCUCUGUUCUAUAAUGCUGUAAUGCUACACGUCUUCCUGGAAAAACCAGACGCACAUAACUCCUGCUAUGGAGAGUGUAUAGUUGUAAUUGACUUAAUAACAGGAGCUCUUGAUCUUGUUUUGACCUUUGUUGGCCCGAUUGCUGUCAUAGUAGUUUUGUACAUGAAAGUAUUUGUGGUGGCUGUGUCUCAGGCUCGAGCCAUGAGGUCUCAUAUUACAGCUGUCACAGUCCAGGGCUCAGUUAGUGUAAAGGCUAACCAGUCUGUGAGAAAAGCAGCCAGGAUUCUUGGUAUUGUUGUGGUUGUCUUUGUGAUAUGUCUCUGUCCUUGUUUUUUUCCCGCUCUCACAGGCAUGUCACCAAGUUCUGCUUUUUUAAAUUUUGGACUCUGGCUUCUUUAUUGUAACUCCUGCAUCAAUCCAGUGAUCUACGCUUCUUUCUAUCCCUGGUUUAGGAGAUCUAUCUUUCUCAUUGUUACACUUCAGAUAUUGCGGCAUGACUCCUGUGAUUCACACAUAUUGUAGAAAUGCCUUUAGCAUUUUUUCUUCACAUUAUUAAGACCUAUUUAUGUAUUUUGAGGUGGUCAACUAAUACAUAUUAAAUAAAUACAAGAUUUUGACGUAUAAUUUCCUUAUUGACUUGCAUGUACCCAAAUGACUAUUUCUAUUUCUAACAUAUAUAAAUAUAACGUGCGAAGACAAGUGUGGUGUACGUGUUCUUAGAGCACUUUGUAUUUUUGACAGUCUUAUGUUUUAUUUUUUACAAUGCCGAGGAACUUAGA
Messenger RNA from Solea solea (common sole), 1247 nucleotides. Its product is annotated as trace amine-associated receptor 13c-like. Gene Ontology annotation, biological process: G protein-coupled receptor signaling pathway. NCBI's taxonomy places the organism in Eukaryota, Metazoa, Chordata, Actinopteri, Pleuronectiformes, Soleidae. Gene Ontology annotation, molecular function: trace-amine receptor activity. Gene Ontology annotation, cellular component: membrane. The record is from RefSeq and is a predicted model, not a curated record. Bases 4 to 990 code for a protein of 328 amino acids. The transcript has 2 exons.